UCGGCGAGCGCGACGCUGCGGGUCCCGCCCCGGCCGGCCGGUGCUGGGGUGCGAGGCGCGGUGGGAGACGCGGAGCGGCCGACGCGCCUGGGUGGCUGGAGCUUAUCCCGAAGGAGCGUGGGCUGCGCAGGUACAAAACUCAAAACAUGAACAACAAUAUAUGUUACCAAUGUUCAAAGCUGAUUUGGCUAGAACUGGAAUACAGUUGUCUACAACAUAUCCCAGAGAAUUUAGAAAAGUCAAAGUGAUGGAUAACAGAAAAGAGCCUCCAUUUUUCAAUGAAGAUAAUGUAGGACCAUUUUACUACAAACUUCCUUUCUAUGAUACCAUGGAGCUCUUCAUUGAAACAUUGACUGGAACAUGCUUUGAACUGAGAGUUUCACCAUUUGAAGCUGUUAUUUCUGUGAAAGCAAAAAUUCAAAGAUUAGAAGGUAUUCCCAUCUGUCAGCAGCAUUUAAUUUGGAAUAACAUGGAACUUGAAGAUGAUUAUUGCUUGAAUGAUUACAACAUUUCAGAAGGUUGUACCUUGAAGUUGGUAUUGGCUAUGCGUGGUGGACCUAUAAAUACUAGAAGAGUUCCAAUGGAAGACCCACUUAGGGAGAUGGCUGAAUACAUGGAUUCCAGUCGAGAUGAGGUCUGGGAGAAGACCUCCUGCAACAAACAAGUUACGUUUUUGGUAUACCGAGAAGGAGAUCAAUUGAAUUUCUUUCGUGUAAUAGAUAGGGGAGAUGGCACAUUAACACCAUUAUCUGAAUCUUUAAGUGGUGGCUCUGUGUAUAAUUUGUAUACUGAUGAGGAUGAAGAAAUUGAGCCUUCUCCUUCUGGGCAUCAGAUAAUUGAAAAUUCAAUAACUAUGAAUAAGAUGAAGCUGCUGAAGGCUAAGAUGGAGAACAUGAAUCUCAGUAAAAAGCCUAAGAAAUCUGUCAAGGUAAAACCUCGUCCACCAAUAACUUCUCGACCUUCUAGUAGUUCCACGUCAGCUGCUCGCCACAGAUUGUUAAGGGUCCUCCCUCACAUUGGGCAGUCUUGUUUACCUUCUGGAAAUACACAUCUACCUGAAACAUCUAGGAAUACAGUUUCAAGUUUGGUAACCCUUCCCGCUGCUGAUAGACCUGUAUCAUCUAUUACUAGUGAUUUUCUUAAGGAAGAUAAUUGGGAGAGUAACACACAGUCUCACUCCAAUAGUAGCAUCAAACUGCCACCCCAGUUACCCCAUAUGGAGUUUGAAAAUGACAAAAAGCUUGCUGAGUCUAUUCUCCACUUUGGAUCAUCCCUGCCUAGGCAGAUAAAACACUUUCCAGGAAAUUUGUCAUCUAAUACUGAGAAUGAGGCAGUUUUAUUUCCAUCUUCAGAUGAAUGUAUAGCUCAAGACUCACUUUUACCGGAAGUGGGAUCAUUUACUUCAUUUACAGAAGAAAUAAAAAAUGAACAGAUCAGUGACUUAGAAGGUACACAGAAGGUAAAACCAGAGUUCUUACUCAAUAAUGGUGAUAAAGGGUUGAAAACUACGGAGCAACAACUUAAACAUGUUGCAAGAGUGCUGAGUGGUGAAUCAGUAGAGACUACAGUUCUUAACCACCGUGAAUUAAGUCCUCACAAAAAUAGACUCUUGUCACCGCUUCGCUGUUCUGCAUCAAUUCAUAAUUCUCUGGUAAAAUCACAGCGGCAGCCUAAAUGUUUUGAGUCUGGGAACAUCCAAUCUUCUGCUUCACAAAAUGUGCUUCGUUCAUUGGACAUUAGAAAUGUAACUGAUUCUUCUCUCUAUAGGACUACUCGCUUUAGAGCUGUUAAAGUUGACUCACCUGGAAAAAGAUCUGAUAUUAUUUCUAAAGUUGAGGCUCGGGAUAUCACAGAGAUGGUUAACAAAGCUUCCAAAGAACCUGUUGGUUGUGUAAAUAAUAUAGGUUUUCUCGCUUCGCUGGCCCGGAGUGCAAGCAGAGACAGUUUACAGAGCUCACGUGGUGCAGGAAGGCUUCGGACCUCUGGAAUUGGGUUGUCCACCAACCUCCCACAUUUUCAGGAAGAAAGUCUUAGAAAGAGUUCCCCCCCAAUAGAAUCUACAGAUUUUUUUUUAUCUGCCCGUGGUAUUGGAAUGAAUGGAAAUAAUGCAGCAACAGGGAAAAGAGUAGGAGAAUGUGCCCAUCAUCUACCACCUGUGAAAGCCCCUAUUCAGGCAAAGAAGAAAACAGCAAAGCAUUGUUUUCUUUGUGGAAAGAAAACUGGACUAGCUACUAGCUACGAAUGCAGAUGUGGAAACAACUUCUGUGCAUCUCAUCGCUAUGCAGAAACUCACGGCUGCACCUAUGAUUACAAGAGUGCAGGGAGGAGAUACUUACAGGAGGCAAAUCCUGUGGUUAACGCACCCAAACUUCCGAAAAUCUAACUCUUGCUCUACAUCUAACUGUUCUGCCUGAGGAACUAUCUUACAAAAACAGAGAAAUAUUUAGAUCGCAUUAUUUUUGUUCGACUCCUAAAGAGUUCCAAAUAACAAAAGCAUCGUGUUGUAAAAAUGAAAAUGUUACUGUACUUGACAUCUUUAUUAUUUGGUGAAUCAGACGAUUUAAAAGUGGUUUAAAAAUCUUUAUAACGAUUUAGCUUUGUUAUUGCAUGUCUAAUGUUAAGUAUUUUAUACUUAAGUGCCUUCAGAAGAUGCACUUUAAUAAGUUAACAAUAACUGUGUAGCUAGUUCCACAUUUUUAAGAAAUGAGUCGUCAUAUAAUGCCUCUACUCAAACCCACUUUUUUGUUCAUGUGGGUGGGCUGGGUGGAGAUUUUUUCCCCAUAUUUGAAAGGUUAUUGAGUUUACUACCAAGUUCCUUUUUAUCUCAAGCUACUUUUUAUAAAAAAGAACAUUUGGUUCUUCAGUGUAGUUUGAACACAAAUAUUUUUUGAUAUUCAUAUUUGCAUUGAGCUAUGUGUCCAUUCUAUAAAACAUCAUGUUAAUUAUAGUCUAUAUUACUUAAAUACUACUUUUUGAAUGGUAGUUAUAAAAUAGAUGUCCCACUUGUUGCCAUUUCAUACAGAAUCCAACUUUGCACUUUUUGAAAAAUGGCUACAUUUAAAACAACCUCACAGCUUGGUUUAUUUUAUUUAUAUGUAGAGUGCUAUAACCAGGAGAUAUUAUAAUAAAUUCAGUU
Molecule: messenger RNA, 3136 nt
Organism: Sorex fumeus (smoky shrew)
Lineage: Eukaryota; Metazoa; Chordata; Mammalia; Eulipotyphla; Soricidae
Gene: ZFAND4
Product: zinc finger AN1-type containing 4
Exons: 10
Coding region: 161-2383 (740 amino acids)
Molecular function (GO): zinc ion binding; protein binding
Source: RefSeq, a predicted model, not a curated record